This is a messenger RNA of Stegostoma tigrinum, 8012 nucleotides long. Its product is annotated as mitochondrial nicotinamide adenine dinucleotide transporter SLC25A51-like. The coding region runs from base 2902 to 3777 and encodes 291 amino acids. The transcript is spliced from 3 exons. The record is from RefSeq and is a predicted model, not a curated record. NCBI's taxonomy places the organism in Eukaryota, Metazoa, Chordata, Chondrichthyes, Orectolobiformes, Stegostomatidae.
AUGUCAGCUUUCCUGCUCCUAAGAUGCUGCUUGGCCUGCUGUGUCCAUCCAGCUCUACAACUUAUCUUGGAUUCUCCAGCAGCUGCAGUUCCUGUUCUGUGAUACAAUAUCAAUUCUUUGUCAGCCUUUGCUUCAACCCUACAUCAGGUUUCAAGGUAUUUGAAAUGACCUGUGUUUGGAUAACAGUGUUUUGUAUUGCAGGCCUAAAAGUACCUAUUUGUGUAUGAUCAGCACUCUCCUGUGGCAAUCAUACAAAUUUCAUGUUACUACAAAACAAAGUUUAACAUCAUAAAGUAGGAGUAGUCCAAUUUACCUUUUAUUCGUUCAGAUCUUGGCUGAUUUGUACCUUGAUUCCACUUCCCUGUAUUUGCUUUUCCAUUAUACCUUGAUUCAUUAAUACACCAAAAAUCUAUCAGUCUUAGUUCUGAAAAGUUCAGCUUUAGAACUUAUAGAAUAAAGUUUAAAUUUCUGUACCUGUAUGCCUUAUUUAUACUAUGAUAUACUGGAGUUAUCUGACUUAUCUUUGCAUGGGAGAAUUUUCGGUAUUGCUCAGAUACCAAUUACUUUCUUUAGAACUUGAUGCGGAGAUGCCAGUGGUGAAACUGGGUGACCAAAAUUCAGAAAUCAACCACACCAGAUUAUGGUCCAGCAGAUUUCACCAGGCUUCACCUCACAAAGGAUUCUAAUAAAUUGUGAUUCCAAAUAAAUUUGAUAGACUAUAACCUGGCAUUGUGUGACUUCUGACAUUUUCUUUAGAACUAGCAUUAUAUUAUAAAUAAAUAGUCUACAAGGGCCUUGUUUCUAACAACUGAGCUGUAAUAGUAAUUGCUACUCUUCAGGCAUAUAGAUCCUGGUCUAAGAUAUGAAAAUUAUUAAAAUCCUCACUUUUUUAAAUUACAAAAAUAUACUCUAUUCAUUAAAAAACGUUUUAUUUAAAUACAGUCAGAUAAAACAUCAGCUGCCUUUUCGAAUACCCUAGUGGAUGCUGCCUGGACGGCAAAUCUUUGGUUUUUAUUUUAUACCAUACUACAUUUUUGAAUUGAAAUGACUUUUACUACAGUUGUCAUGGAGUGACACAUGGUCUUCUGACAGACUAUUCAUAAUUGGGUUCCUAUUCACUAGGAGAAGCACCUAAAUGGCAAUUUACAACACAGUUGCUUACAAAUUAAUUAAAUUUGGUUUUCCAUACUGGCAGUUCAUUGGUCAGGAAUAUAUGAUUUGUUUCUAGUACGUCAUCUGGCUGCUGUUUAAAAAUGUAUUACUCUUGUAAUUUUGAUAACUGAGCUCAGGUGAGAUGUUGUGGCUCAGGGCUCCUUUUGGUGUACUUUUGUCCAUGUAAACAUUUCAAAUAUUAGCUUGAAUUUGAGUAGCAAAGGACUGUUUGACUUUUUGGGGCAUGCAGCCAAGCCCAAUUUGACUACAUCUACUGUGUUUAACAAAACAUUUCCCUUCAGUUGGGCAAUCGCAGAGUAGUGAAAUAACAAGUAUCUUUCAUGUUCUAAUGUGAAGUAAUGCAAUAAACUGUGUGGUGAGAAAAGAAACAAGCUAAAGUGACUUGGACCAAAAAACAGAUUUUCUUUGUAAAUUAAGUUAUGGGAUUUUUAAAGUUAUAACAUUAUUAUUAAGUUCUCAAUUCCCAUGCACAAGAGUAUCUAAACUACAGCCGUGGAUUUGCCCAGUCUGUACCAAGAUAAUUUGUAUGUUCUUUUUGAAACUGUUGUAUAAUGUUUGAACUUUGUACAUUGGAAGGAGUUAGCCUUAAUACUGUUGUCUUGUUACGUACCCUAUCUUAUGAAGGUUGGUCUACAUAAUUUUCUUAAUGCUGCAUGGAAGAGGUUGAUCUUCAAGUGGGAGCUCAAACAGUAAACAUGCUAAUCACUUUGAAGACUGCAAAAUCAAAUCAGCCCUGCUGUUGUGUCUGAGGAAGGGUCACCGGACCUGAAAUGUUAACUCGGUUUUCCCCUUCACAGAUGCUGCCAGACCUGCUGAGCUUUUCCAGCAACUUUGUUUUUGUUCUGCUGUUGUGUCACUUUAUUCAACUGAUUUAUACUUCAAUUCGUGCAGUUUCUAGCAGGUGAAUAUACUUGGGAGUCCUGACUGAUUUUUGUUCCUUCAAAGUGCCAAAGGCACUGAAUUUGGCUCAUUCCCACACUCUUAAAUAAAGCCAUGUAGUUCAAUCUCAAUCUUUUUUCUGAAUUUAAGUUUUAUUUUUAAACAAAGUUGACAGUUAUACCAGUGGGUAGAAUUCAAUAAUCAAAACACUGUUAAAAUUGCUAGGAAUGUUUUCAGCCCAACUGCCUGAGUGUUUUUGCAGGCAUUCGUAAAAUGCUUGUGUUUUUUUUGUAUCGUUGACCUCCAGUAUGGGACGACAAGCUGUUCGCCAUCUGCCUUUUAGAUAACUUGCACAAAGUACAGUCAAUUAAUUUCUGCUAACUAAUGUGUAACUCAUUCAUAUCUUUCUCUGAACAAUUGCCCUUUGUAAAAUGUUAUCAUCUCAAGGACACAAAGUAUAUAGCAAGUUCUGGUGGAAUUCUUCUGGCCCUCCUCUCGCCUAUGCCCUCAGUCUCUCUUCCCCCAACCUGUACACACUACUGUUGUACAUGUACACACACACAGUCUGCAGAAGGAUUCUUGAGGCUCCGUUCUAAUCUUGGGAUUGACAUCACUGUUACCGACAGUUUAUGAAGUUCACCUAUAAACUAUCUAUUGCUGGGUUUUCUUUGACUGGUAUUGUAAUCGUUAAACCAUUGUCCAUCCCCAGUUGUGCUGAAUCUGCUGAUUCACUUUCUGUAACUGAGUCAGCCAUGUUAGUAUGGAACUGGAUACACAUAGGACAGACUAGGACCAUGUGGAUAAUUGAGAACAGUUUGAUUGAUCCUGAAGGAUAAGCUGUUGAGACAAAUGGAUACUGAAGCACAAAACAGACCAAAGGACCUUGUCUUACCCAGUUCGACACAAGAAUUGACGGGACCUGCAAAAUAUUAUCUCUGUGGCUUCUUUGCAGCUUUCAAUAACAUUGCUAUCACCUUCCCCAUUCAGAAAGUACUGUUUCGACAACAGCUGUAUGGACUAACAACAGUGAAUGCUAUCCGGCAGCUAAAGCAGGAUGGCUUUCGCAAUCUCUAUCGAGGAAUUCUGCCACCACUCCUGCAAAAGACUACAACUGUGGCAUUGAUGUUUGGCUUGUAUGAAGACUUCUCCUGUCUCUUGAAGAGAACAACUAAUGCUCCAGAACUGUUCAAUCAGAGUGUGUCUGCAGUAUUGGCAGGGACUGCAGAAGCUGUUCUGACACCGUUUGAGAGAGUACAGGCUUUGCUGCAGGAUCGCAGACAUCAUAACCGAUUGAAAAAUACCUUCCAUGCCUUCAAGGUUUUGAGAGCCUAUGGUAUUAAAGAAUAUUACAGAGGCCUUGUACCAAUACUUCUCCGUAAUGGACCCAGUAAUGCGUUGUUCUUUGCUUUGCGAGGGCCUGUCAAGCAGUCCCUGCCCGAAGCCACUACUUACAGUAUGAAUGUUCUCAAUGACUUCAUCUGUGGGGGAUUUCUGGGGUCACUGCUCGGCAUAAUAUUUUAUCCAAUCAAUGUGGUGAAAGCACGUAUGCAGUCACAGGUUGGAGGGGAAUUUCAGACUUUUGCAAAAGUCUUCAUGAAAAUCUGGACUGAAAGGGAUGGCAAAGUGUCCCAUCUAAUGAGAGGUGUGUACCUCAAUUAUCACCGGUCAAUUUUAUCAUGGGGCAUAAUAAAUGCAACCUAUGAGAUUUUGCUUAAGGUUCUCUGAGAGAACUUUUCGGUAUCCAUUGCUUAACCUGAGUAACAUUUUCAGCUCUGUACUUUAGUGUUUAACAUUUUCUCUCAAACCAACUGUUGUAUAGAAUUUCUUUUCAAUUCCAUCGUUGAAUGUACUUUGAAGCAACUUAUUCCUACGGGUGCGGAGGAAUACAGAGUCCAACUUCAAGUAAAUGAGACCAGAUGCCUAUUUGCAAAAUACUUUGAAUAAUUCUUGAAAUUAUUGGGUUUUUGUUUCAUAUUGGCACAAGAGUAAGGGUCACAAGCCAAGUUGAGUGACAAUGGCAAGUGUUUCAAAGUAACAAUUCCACCCACCUACCUCAAAGAGGAUGUAUCAUAGCCCUUCUGAUUUUUUUUCCUCCUAUGCUUUGUUGUUCUCUCUCUUUUUUCAGAACGUUUAACCCUCUUUUAUGACUGAAAACUUUUAGAGUCCUGAAAGAGCCUGGGUUAUUUUUAAUUGAAAUUGUUUUCAUUAUUUCAGAAAUGGUAUGAUGACUACCUGUUCUUUCUUCACUGUUAAGUUGUCUUAACUUUAACUUGCCUUUAAGGUGGUUUAUAUACAGUGCAUUACUGAAUAUUUGGCUAACAUUGCAUACACCAUACACCAUACAUCAUGUUUUGGUCACCAUGUGGUAAUUUGGAUCACGUCUGUGUGUGUUUGCCCGGUUUCGAGCAGGUGGCUCAGUGCUGUGUUAUCUGCCCUGUUUAUCACUCACUGAAAUGCACAGUCCAGUAUUCUGGUCAAAUUUGUUUUCAAGUGGCCUUUAACUUUUAAUUUCUCUGAUACAUUGGUAGAAGAUAUUGCAAAAAAUGUCAAAAAUAUGAAUUCUAGUGCAAGGUUCAGUGAGCUCUUAAUUUUUCAAAGCAGUCUAGCAUAAUGUAAAUGUGCUUUAGAAGUUGAGUCCACGCACUGAACUUCUUGUCUGUGUGUGUGUGUGAUAUAUAUAUAUAUAUUACAUUUUUAUCUUGAAUACAUAAUCAACUUUUGCAUCUUUGAAAAUUAUAUUAAAAUGAAUAUGUGUACUGGAUGGUGAUGGUCAGAUCUUAAACUCUCUUAUUUUCCUCUCACUUCAAAUUUGUUUCAUUUGAAAGAACAUCAAAACUUUUGUAAAACCUGGUCUUCUUGUCUUCACAUAUCAUGUCUGAGAUGAACUCAGUGGUGGAGAUGCCCUCCCAGAAGCUCUCACCUGCAGCCCCCUUCAAAUCUACCCAGGAAUUGCUGAUUUCAGUGCUUCCAUUUCCAUGGUUCAAACUGCGUUAGCUUAUUAUUAUCAAACAAGUACAGUGUGUAAGAUCACAUGUUAAGACGUCAAAGGAUAUCCUCCUCAGCCACUCCCUUGCUGAACCUCAUCAGUUAGCAGGAAAAUAAUUGGGAACCUUACACACUUCUGAGUUUCAAAACAGAAAGCAAACUGUGGCACUAUUGGGUAAGUUGAGAUGUCACACCAUUUUGCUCUUUUAACCACUAGGGAGCAGUCAGUAUAUUUUGAGCUCAAGAUACGAGUAAUUCCAACAAUUCUCCAGUUGCAUUGCUUGCCUUACCCUAUGUGUAAGGUACCGUUCAUUUUGCCUAGUGCAUGAUAAAUUGGCAAAUCACAGUGAUUAAAUGAACAGUAUCAUAUCGAUGCAUGAUACAUAUCUUCAUACACCAAAGUGAGAGUGAUCAGUUGUGAAGAACCUUUUGAAGGUGAUGCAGAAAUGUAAUAAGGCAGAUAGUUCCACCAGUAAUUUAAAUGUCUCAAUCUGGGGCUCAUUCCAAAACUAAGUGAUGAGAGGAAGUGAGUGAAUAAUCCUUUUUCUGAAUUGAAAAUGGUGAAAACCGCAACAUCUGAUUGUUUCUUCUGUCAUGGUAUGUGGACAUCAUUGACAAGGCCAGGAUUUGUUGUCCAUUGCAGGGACAGUUGCUGAAUCAGGAGUCACGCAGACAUUCCUGGUAAGGGCUACAGUUUUCCUCAAGGACGAUGAUAAACCAUAUGGAUUUUCAUGACAACCAAUGUAGUUUCAUUGCACCAUUAUCAAGACUAGAUUUGUAUUCUGGUUCUACUAAUUGAAUUCAAAGUCUGCCAGAUACUGUGGCAGGACUUGAACCCAGGUCCCCAGGACAGUAGUCUAGUUGUAGACGAUUAAUCCAGUGAUACAUAUCUUUAUACACCAAAGAUAUUUUACCACAAUAUCAUCAUCUGCCCCAGGGUGAAGGCAUGGAAGUAUUUAAUGGUAUGAAAACCUACUUAGAAUGGAUUCAUGGACUGGAGGAGCAACUGUGGAUGCAAACCUACAAUAAAACACUUUAAAGUUCGUGGGCCUUUAAAUGGGUAUGGUGUAAAUAAACAUCAUUAAAAAAAUGAUAGGCCGGGCAUGUCUUCAGUUUUAAGAAUUUCUAGUUACUGUGAUAUUUUUCAGCAGCUCCAUGCUGCAAGAAGUUGUUUAAAAAAAAAGUUGAGGUAUACCAGGUAAUGGUGAACAUGUAAUGGAAUUAAACAUCUGAAUAUCGAUUUCCAAGCACUUGAAACUUGAACUCCUUACUUUUUUCUGCUUGUGUAAAUGAGUUUGAGUAGAAGCUGAGCAUUGAAUCUCAAUGUCCAACCAAUGAGGUUGAUGAAUGGCGAAAAUAUGUUAAAUCUCUGAAUGUUUUGUUUAGUACUGCAGCAACAAAAUGUGAGUAGGAAUGCUUAUUGGAGCACAUUAAGAGUGGAGGAUAAAUUCCCCCAGAGAAGCAAACAGUCCCUAUGCAAGAGGAAAGAUUUGAAAAAUUAAAAUAAAUUUUCAUUCCUUCUCCUAACCUCCAUCAAGUGCAGCUGUUGAGCUAAAUAAAGGCAGGUAAUUGUGGGCUUUUAAACGUGUGAUCUAAGGAAAUUUACAUCAAGAAGUCAUCUGAAUUCCACUGGAUUGAGUUAACAGAAAAUAUUGAGCGAUUAUCUGCAGCAUAAAUGUAGAGGUUUUAAGAGGGAUCUGAAUACCUGUGAAUGUGACUUUGAAAGGCAUUGUGACAACUUGUUUCAAAGUGCCAAUGCCUAGGUUGGGGACAGAAUUGUUUCAACAGAUCUUCAAGAGCAGAGUCUUGUACAUCACAAGAGCAAAACACAGUGAAAAAUCAUAACUGGUGAUCAGGGAUAGGGAACUACCUCUUUUUUAAAGGAGAUGGAAAUUUCAGAGUCUUCAGCAUUUUUUUUUGUAACUUUUGGAAGGACUGUCAUGAAGACAGCAGAAUAAGAAAAAUAUAACUUGUAUUUAUUUAGCAUCUUUCAUGGCCUCUAGACAUUCCAGAAGCAGCAUAAAAUUUGAUACAAUGAAGCAAAUGUUUUCAAACAUGCAAAGGAAGUUGGUGGACUUUAUACAGACAGAUUACCAUAUUGACACAAUUUAAAAUGAACAGGCAAUUAGAAUUCAGAAGUCAAUUAAAAUUCCCAACUAGUCUAAUUAUGUAGACUACUGAAGUAUAUUCUGGAUGUUGGUUUAAAAAUAUCACAAAGGAGCAUGGGUAAUCUAAUAUGUGUAUAGGGUCAGUUACUUGUUAACAAAAGAGAUAGGCUUGAAUCUUUUGAAUUCUAUAUUCCACUGCUACUGAAGGGACAUCACUUUUUUACCUGGUUGCGGUGAAUACACGUAAGUGUUUUCUUUAUGUAAGUGUAAUAUAUGUGUCACUAAGUCCAGAAACAAAGGGAAUAAGGCAACAAAUAGCUAAGGUUUAGAACACAAGUCAGCAAAUUUGCAGUACCAUUGACAGCUAAUACAUUAGGAAGGCUCAUAGUAAGUGCUCUAUCAGGGUGAUUUACAGGUCUUUGAGGAAAGCUGAGUGUCCAAGUAGACAUGCAAAUGCUGGCAUGUUGUGAAGACUGAAGAGACGAGUGUUCAAGAAGCCUGCAAGAAUUUGCUUUAAAAUAUGAGAAAAUAAUUUAAAUAUUCACAAACAUUAACACUUCUACAAGUGGAACCAAGAAUACAGGAAAAAGGAGUUGGGCAACACUGAGAUUUAUCAAAUGACAAUCCUGUGCCCAGUGCUUGUGUAUCUAACAAUCAAACAGAGAUGCUCACAGUCAGUCAUUACUGCAUGAAAUACCCAUUGAUGGACUACUGUUGGUACGUAUCAGGAUUAUUGAAAAUUUUAUUAAUAAGUAAAUGUAGAUUUUCUGAUUGUGGCUUGUUGGUUGGCCUAUAAGGAACUCGUCAAUAUUCACAUUCAAUCUGUUUGGAGCGGGAUACUGCACUAUUCUGUAUUUAUUUGUAAUU